AUUGAAAAAGAAAAAGCAACAAAAAAAAAAAAAAAAAACAGCGACUAUCGACUUCAACGGCACAAAACACAUUUGUAGAUCAACGUAAAAUCGUUAAACCGGAAACGUAAAAAUGCAUUUUAACAAAAUAAACAAUAACAGCAACAAGAGCAACAACGAUAGUUUAACUUCAUCAUCAUUAUCAUCUUCAUCUGUUGUGGCAGUCGGUGAUGAUUCUGUUUCCCCCUACUUUACCGCCGCCACUGUUUCGUCGUCGGCUUCAUGGUUUCAUGGCAUGAAUGCAAACCUUUGUUGGCUUUUUUUGUUGGCUUUGCUUUUUAUGGCCCAUCAGCAACCUUGCGAAUGCCGUUAUUUACCGACAAGGUCACAUGCUGAUGAUUUGGAUAAAUUGCGUGAGCUCAUGUUGCAGAUUUUGGAAUCUAGUAACGAGGAUUUGCAACGAUCACCAAACGAUGGCAUUGGAAACGGCAACAGUUUGUCAGCUCAGCGAGCUAAUUGGUUAAAUUCUUUGGGUAGCCUGAACAAUAUGGAUGCAAAUAGGAAGUACAACAUGCCAAGGGGUCUUUACGAUAACGGACAUUAUUAUUAAAGAGCGAAGCGAUAUUUCUAAUCAAUUUUCCAAUCCAGUUUAUAUCCUGCAAAAAUCAGCCAAGUCAAAAAGGAAAACUUUCUUAUAAAUUUUCAAAAUUAAAGAUAUAUGAAAAAACCA
Glossina fuscipes is the source of this 709-nucleotide messenger RNA. RefSeq lists its product as uncharacterized. The coding region runs from base 113 to 589 and encodes 158 amino acids. The transcript is spliced from 2 exons. Lineage: Eukaryota; Metazoa; Arthropoda; Insecta; Diptera; Glossinidae. The record is from RefSeq and is a predicted model, not a curated record.